UGCCUGACGGGAGACGGAGGGGCGAGGGAGCGAGUCGGUCGGCCAUUUUGUGUCUUUCCUGUGGGACGCGGCGGCGCUCGUGUGGGACGGUGCGGCAGCGGGUGUCUGCUUGAAUCCCCUUUCCUGCCUCUCCUCCCCUCUCUUGUCCUUUGUCCUUCAAGCGCGGCAGUCAUGGGCCGGAAGAAGAAGAAGCAGUUGAAGCCCUGGUGCUGGUAUUGUAACAGGGAUUUUGAUGAUGAGAAGAUCCUUAUACAGCAUCAAAAAGCAAAGCACUUUAAAUGUCACAUAUGUCAUAAAAAAUUAUAUACGGGGCCUGGUUUAGCUAUUCAUUGUAUGCAGGUACAUAAAGAAACAAUAGAUGCUGUACCAAAUGCUAUACCUGGGAGAACAGACAUUGAAUUGGAAAUCUAUGGUAUGGAAGGCAUUCCAGAAAAAGAUAUGGAUGAACGGAGAAGACUUCUGGAACAGAAAACUCAAGCAGAGAGUCAAAAAAAGAAGCAACAAGAUGAUUCAGAUGAAUAUGAUGAUGAUGAAUCUACAGCUUCAACUUCAUUUCAGCCCCAACCUGUUCAGCCUCAGCAAGGUUACAUCCCCCCAAUGGCACAGCCAGGAUUGCCACCUGUGCCAGGAGCGCCAGGAAUGCCUCCAGGUAUACCUCCAUUGAUGCCAGGUGUUCCACCUCUGAUGCCAGGGAUGCCCCCAGUUAUGCCAGGGAUGCCACCUGGAUUGCAUCAUCAGAGAAAAUACACCCAGUCAUUUUGCGGUGAAAACAUAAUGAUGCCAAUGGGUGGAAUGAUGCCACCUGGACCAGGAAUACCACCUCUGAUGCCUGGUAUGCCACCAGGUAUGCCUCCACCUGUUCCUCGUCCUGGGAUGCCUCCUAUGACUCAAGCACAGGCUGUAACAGCACCUGGUAUUCUUAAUAGACCACCUGCACCAGCAGCAGCUGUUCCUACCCCCCAGCCUCCAGUUACUAAGCCACUUUUUCCUAGUGCAGGACAGAUGGGGACACCUGUUACAAGUUCAAGUACAGCUUCAUCCAAUUCAGAAAAUCUGUCUGCAUCUUCUAAAGCUCUGUUUCCUAGCACAGCACAAGCUCAGGCAGCUGUUCAAGGACCUGUUGGUACAGAUUUCAAGCCUUUAAACAGUACCCCUGCAACAACCACAGAACCCCCCAAGCCUACAUUCCCUGCUUAUACUCAGUCUACUGCUUCAACCACUAGUACAACGAAUAGUACUGCAGCCAAACCAGCUGCUUCUAUAACAAGUAAGCCAGCUACACUUACGACAACCAGUGCAACCAGUAAGUUGAUCCAUCCCGAUGAGGAUAUAUCACUGGAAGAGAGAAGGGCGCAACUACCUAAAUAUCAGCGUAAUCUUCCACGACCAGGACAAGCCCCUAUGGGUAAUCCACCUGUUGGACCAAUUGGAGGUAUGAUGCCACCACAGCCAGGAAUCCCUCCACAACAGCAAGGAAUGAGACCCCCAUUGCCUCCUCAUGGUCAGUAUGGUGGUCAUCAUCAAGGCAUGCCAGGUUACCUUCCUGGGGCUAUGCCUCCAUAUGGGCAGGGACCUCCAAUGGUACCCCCUUAUCAAGGUGGGCCGCCUCGACCUCCGAUGGGAAUGAGACCUCCUGUAAUGUCGCAAGGUGGCCGUUACUGAUGUUACUUCACCCAGUCUAAUAGGUUUGGAGAUUAAACCUUUUCUCAUCUUGUGCUGUUUAUAUAGCCAAGCUUUCGUCAAUUAAGGCUUCAUUGUGACUUUAACAAACAUUAUCUUCCCACAUACCAGGAACUAUUGGACAUUUUGUUUUACACGGGAAAAUUUUAUUUGGAAUAAUAAAGCAGGAACUUUUCCUGAUGUUGCAAUUUAUACUGUAUGGCUUCUUUUUCAUGUUUCAUCUAGGUUUUUAGAAGUGAAGUAUAGUAAAUAUGGUUCGUUAAAUUGUGAAGGCGCUGGAAUUACAUGAACAUACCACCUUAAAGGCAAGUUCUGUAACCUUAUGUUGCUAUUUGUAAAGUUAUGCCUUCGCAGCAUUUCAUAUGCUGUUGGACUUUAUGUCCCCAACAUAGCUUGGUGAGGGCUGUAACUGUUUCCAAGUACCUGUACAUUGGAAGUCUGAACGUGUAACAAUAUUUAAUGUACUUAGAAUUCCUCAUGUUGCAGGGUUUAAAAAACAAACUGACCCACUAAAGGUCGUGUGACUUUUCUGUACUGUUAAACUUAAUUGUAA
Dromiciops gliroides (monito del monte) is the source of this 2233-nucleotide messenger RNA. It is a transcript of the gene ZNF207, whose product is annotated as zinc finger protein 207. The coding region runs from base 172 to 1662 and encodes 496 amino acids. Gene Ontology annotation, cellular component: nucleus. NCBI's taxonomy places the organism in Eukaryota, Metazoa, Chordata, Mammalia, Microbiotheria, Microbiotheriidae. The record is from RefSeq and is a predicted model, not a curated record. The transcript has 12 exons.